UGAAAUCCUCCUUUCUUCGGCCCAUAGUCUUAUAGGUUGGCCUGAGUCUGAGAGAUUCACUGAUUCUUCAUUCUAGUCCUUAGUGGGUUUCAAAUUGUCCAAUAUUCGGCCCAUUUAUGCCAUUUCCGGCCCAAGGAAUCGAGCUGCCGGAGCCCAUUAACGAGUUCUGAUUCUCCCCUCCUCUACCGAUUCAUUGUGCCUCUGCAAGACUGCAACAAUGAUGAAAUGAAUUACCUAAACUGUAGAGGCUUCUCUGUCCGAGUCUAUGAAUAAACCAUGGACUUCAGUAAUAUGCCUGGAACGCAAGCGAACAAUUUGCCUGGAAUGCCCUCAAACCCACCGGCAGCAACGAUGGACCCAUACUCUUCCAAUUACAGCAACUUAUAUUACCCUUCACUCCUAGAAUCUCAAAACCCUAAUUCUCAUCAAUCUUACGCUGAAAAAACACCGAUACCCGCUGUUGCAGUUGACGCUUCCGCCGCCCUCAGCUCCUACACGCAUGCCCUUUAUCAUGGCAGCUGCGACGCGUCGCUUGGGUAUUACUCCGAUCCCAAUUUACAAAAUUGGGCCGCUAACGAGGCCAUCCGGCAAUAUGUCUCCGACCCAGCUGCAUUGGGAGGCACUGUUCAGGGUAUUGCGAUGCCUGUAAGCAGAACUGAACAGUUGACUAUUGGAAAACCUAGCUCCACCUUGUGGGGUAAUCUUACAGUUCAGUCUGGUAAAACAGUCCAUUGGAAGAAGCUAUUGAAGAAGACAAAGAUUGUGCAGUCUGCAUACUGUGAAAUUUGCAAAGUUGACUGUAACAGUAAGGAGGUGCUUGACCAGCAUAGAUUGGGGAAAAAACAUAAGAAGAACUUCGAGAAAUUGCUGGCAGCAAGUGCCCCUGCUCCCAGUGCUUCAGCAGUAUCAAAUGGUCCACUUAUUGGUCCACUAGAAAACCCUAAUAAAAGCACAGACAAGCAAAAUAGUAAAAAGAAAGCAGCAGAACCAGUUGAGGACUUGGAGACCAAGAGAAGGAAAAUUGUUCAAGGUGGAGCAGCAGUGGAGGCUGUUAGAACAUGUGGAGUUUGUAAUGUGGUGUGCAAUAGUGAUACAGUCUUCAAAUACCAUAUUGCAGGACAAAAGCAUGCUGCUAUGCUGAAAAAACUUGCAGCCGGAUUAGGCUUGGCGACUGCACCACCCUAACAUCAUUGGCCAAUCCAUAAGGUUUUCCUGGUACAUUAUUUGUUAUUUUCAUUCCUGAGAUAUAAUGGAAGAAUGGCUUUUAUCA
Molecule: messenger RNA, 1270 nt
Organism: Tripterygium wilfordii
Lineage: Eukaryota; Viridiplantae; Streptophyta; Magnoliopsida; Celastrales; Celastraceae
Exons: 2
Coding region: 277-1185 (302 amino acids)
Molecular function (GO): zinc ion binding; nucleic acid binding
Source: RefSeq, a predicted model, not a curated record